Molecule: messenger RNA, 1590 nt
Organism: Penicillium bovifimosum
Lineage: Eukaryota; Fungi; Ascomycota; Eurotiomycetes; Eurotiales; Aspergillaceae
Gene: mfsA
Product: glucose-inactivated glycerol proton symporter STL1
Exons: 2
Coding region: 1-1590 (529 amino acids)
Biological process (GO): transmembrane transport; carbohydrate transport
Cellular component (GO): membrane
Molecular function (GO): carbohydrate:proton symporter activity
Source: RefSeq, a predicted model, not a curated record
AUGUGGACGACCACCAGUGGCCUGAGCGGUCGGUCGCUCCGGGUGAGCAUCACCAUCGCUGCUGUCAUGGGUUUCGCUCUCUUCGGAUACAACCAAGGCAUGAUGGCUGGACUGCUCAACGGCGACGAGUUCGUUAACUCCUUCCCUAUCCUCGAGAUGCCCGCGGAGCCCACUAAAUCGCAAGAGCACUACAUCAACGUCAUCCGUGGUGCUGUCACAUCCUGCUACGAACUUGGCUGUUUCUUCGGCGCAUUGUUCUCUAUGUUCUUCGGCGACAAACUCGGCCGUACUCGCGUGAUCUUCAUGGGUGCCAGUAUCCUAAUCAUUGGUGCCUUGCUCACAACUGUCUGCUUCACUGGACACUGGGAAGUCGGUCAAUUCGUUAUUGGUCGUGUUGUCUCCGGAAUUGGAAACGGCAUGAACACCGCCACUAUCCCCGUCUGGCAAUCCGAGUGCUCUGGCGCUCACAACCGUGGCUUCCUCGUCUGCUUCGAAGGUGCUAUGAUCGCUGGUGGCACCUUCAUCGCAUACUGGGUUGUCUUCGGUCUCUCGCACGCCGCAGACACUGUCCAGUGGCGAUUCCCUAUUGCCCUCCAGAUCUUCUUUGCUAUCAUCCUGGCUACCGGAGCCAUGCUGCUUCCGGAUUCCCCGUCAUGGUUUGUGCGACACGGACAUGAUAAGGAGGCCUGCCUGGUGCUCGCUAAGCUCAACAACACCACCCCCGAGUCCGACAAGGUCCUUGGUGACUACAACUUCUUGAAGGCUGAUGUGGAAAACUCGAGGAGCACCCAGUCAAGCUGGAAGACCGUCUUCACCUUCGGCAAGACCCAGGAAUUCCAGCGUCUUCUCAUUGGUUGCUCUGGUCAGUUCUUCCAGCAAUUCACCGGCUGUAACGCCGCUAUCUACUACUCGACCCUGCUUUUCCAGGAGAACUUGCACAUGGAGAAGUACCUUUCUCUGAUCAUGGGUGGUGUGUUCGCCACCGUCUAUGCUCUUGCAACUAUCCCCUCCUUCUUCAUGAUUGAGAGAGUUGGCCGCCGCAACCUGUACUUGAUUGGUUUCCUGGGCCAGGGUCUCAGUUUUGUCAUCACAUUCGCUUGCUUGAUCGAGGAGAAUGAGCAGAACGCUAAGGGUGCUGCCGUUGGAAUCUUCCUUUUCAUCAUCAACCCCCUCCGCACCCGUACCGUGGGCGCUGCCGCAUCGACCUGCACCAACUGGAUCUGCAACUUCGCCGUCGUCAUGUUCACGCCUCUCUUCGCUGGCCAGAGUCCGUGGGGUGUUUACCUCUUCUUCGCUCUGUUCAACUUCAUUGGCUUGAUCUUCGGCUUCUUCUUCUACGUUGAGACAGCCGGUCGUCAGCUUGAGGAGAUUGACAUCAUCUACGCCCGCGCCCACGUCGAAGGCAAGAUGGCCUUCCGUGUCGCUAACGAGAUGCCCAAGCUCAACCUCCAAGAGAUCAUCGAUCAGUCUCGUGAGCUAGGCUUGAGCACUGACACCACCACUGGUGGUGCUCAUGACAAUGAGAAGAGCGAGCUUGGCUUCAGCAGUGACAACAGUGGUCACCAGGUCGAGGAGGUUAAGGACAACUAA